AUGCCUGCCUACAUCGUCUCUUGCAACGAGAGUGCGAAGCCCGAGGAGGUGGCCGACGCUAAGCAGCACUGCAGGGACCAGGGCGGCACCAUCAAGCACGAGUACACCAUCAUCAAGGGCUUCUCUGUCGAGUUCCCCGAAGACGCAGUCACCACUCUCGAGAACCACCCGCACAUCAAGAGCGUCGAGAAUGACGGCGUCAUGAAGAUCCAG
Geosmithia morbida is the source of this 213-nucleotide messenger RNA. Its product is annotated as Peptidase inhibitor I9. Gene Ontology annotation, biological process: vacuole fusion, non-autophagic. The transcript has 4 exons. NCBI's taxonomy places the organism in Eukaryota, Fungi, Ascomycota, Sordariomycetes, Hypocreales, Bionectriaceae. The annotation marks the transcript as partial. The record is from RefSeq and is a predicted model, not a curated record. Gene Ontology annotation, molecular function: endopeptidase inhibitor activity.